Molecule: messenger RNA, 585 nt
Organism: Lecanosticta acicola
Lineage: Eukaryota; Fungi; Ascomycota; Dothideomycetes; Mycosphaerellales; Mycosphaerellaceae
Source: the annotation of a GenBank genome assembly
AUGACAGAUGUGCCUGUGUACCUGGCCAUCUCCCGGCCAGCGGCUUCCCAGCGCGCGCAUUUCGCCAUCUUCGUCCCCGACUUCGCAUCACGGCAUCUGGAUCCUAGCCGCGAAGGCAAGGGUCUCCUUAUCCAUGUCGUGGGCGCGCCCAUGGUGGGUUUCCAGCAUGAGAUUGCGAAGGGACAUUCUUGUGCCGAGGCGAAGAGGGAGUGUGUGAAAUUGGGCGAGGUGAAUUGUGGUGGAGGUGGAGGAGGAGGAGAAGAAGAACGGGUUGCAGGUGGGGAGGAGGAGGAGGAGGAGUUGUUGUUGUUAUUGUUAGAGAGGAUCGCGUUGGGGAUUCGGCCGCCGGGGAUUAGUGGGAACUUCCUGGGUCCGGUUGAUGGGGUGAGUAGUUGAGGGUUGGAGGUUGGAGGCUGAAUACUGAUGCUCAAGUAGGUGAAGAAUCGGAGGUGUCAGGAGUGGACGAUGGAUUUCUUGCGAGUUUUGGUUGAGAAGGGGAUUCUUGGGACCGAGGCUCUGGAGAUCGCGCAGGAGAGGAGAGAUUCUCCGACGCAUGGUAUUGGACUUCGUCGCGUACCUAGGUAG